CGUGUCCUAGUGUCCUCCGUUUGUUAUUUGUUACAAUUACUGGAAGGUUUUUUUUUCCGAAGAAAACAGUUCUGGUAUAUACGAUAUGAUGCGUCUUAAUUAUUGUUAAACGGCCGACACAUCGAGUGACCAAAGUGCGCGCGACAAUGGCAGAAGUGAUACAUCCUCUGCAAGAGAACAACUGCAGGAAAAAAAUGAAGACCACCAAACAAAAGGCAAUUAAAUUCGGUCGUAGUUUGGCGAGCAAAAAAGCGUUGCUCACCAAAGCCAUCGUAGAUAGAUGGCAUAAAAGAAGAGUGCGCAAAAUCAAACCUGCCGAACAACUCGAUGGUGGGUUUUUCGAACGGUAUGGUUCGGGCCUCAAAGAAAACGUCGCCGAACAGACGGCUUCUAUCGAUGAAGAAGACAAAUUGGCUACUCUGGACGAGAAUGAGUUAGCCAAGAUUUUUGAAGACACACUGCAAACGGUUCCGUCGUACAAAGAAUUCCUGUCUUCGGUAAUGGAGCUUAAUAUGGACGAACUGUACGAAGAAGUGUUGUACGAAAUCGUCCACAGUUUGGGAGCCGAAAAGAAUUUUUUCCAGCUAGACGCUCUGGUCGAGUUUGCCCGGGAAGCGUUCAAAAUCGAACAGGACGUCCAUGACGCUAUUUACCGGACGGUCAAAAAGAAAGAAGCCCCCAACAUAAUGUUAAACAUUGAAAUCGUCGAGGGCAAAGACAUCAAGCCUAAAGACGCCAAUGGGUUUAGCGACCCCUUUUGCACGCUGUUUUUGUCGUCUUUGCCUCAACACAAAUACAACACAUCCGUGAAGACCCAAACACUGCGGCCCGUUUGGGAAGAACAUUUCUCUUUGCCGGUCAAUAAUGGUUUAGCUGACGAUAUCCUGUGUGUGGAAGUCUGGGAUUUCGAUCCAGCCGAAACGGUCAAAGAGAAAGUCACCAAAGUAGGCGACAUCAAAGGGUUUAAGGGAAUGAGGAGGUUCAUGAAAGAAAUAGCAGUCACGGCCACAAACGGCAAACAUGAUAAUGAAAUCAUCGGCGGAACAAUGGUACCGCUAAAGACGGUGCCGUCUCGUGGACAGAUAGCUUGGUACAACUUGGAGAAAAAAGGCAAAGCCAAACCGCAGGGUAAUCUGCUGUUGAAAUUAUCGUUCGGCAGCGAAAAAGACAAACAAGUUGCUGCCCAAGAGCAUAGACACCUACUGAAAGUGUUGUUGGCUCACCAAAUAAACGUCCAACAGCCUGAAUCGUAUUCGUGGGAAGGAGAUUUCUUACCGGAAUCCAAAUUGAUCAUUCAACAACACGUGACGCAAGGUAAUAUUUCACCCGUAGACGAAUGCUUGAGCCAAUGGAUCGAAUACGUUAACACCCAAGUGUUAAGUCCGGUCAUCAGUUUCAAAGUAUUUUCAGACAUACUUGAGAAGCUGGUGAAACCCAUAACGACCGGAAAGAUUUGUGACGAAGAGUUAAAAAUGUUUUGGCAAUCCGCUAAAAAGCUACUGCCACUCUGCUAUACAAAUAUCAGAAUGAUAAGGAAGACCUCACCGGAAGACGAACGCUAUAGAGUACAAUUAGAAUCGAAUUUAAACGUUUUGCGACAUCUCUACUCGUUUGAACAGCCUCAAGACCUCGAUCUAUUUCCUUUGGACAUGUACGGUUGGCUGUUGCCCUGCGAACACACUAGAGAUAUAAAGACAGCUUUGCAUGACGCCGUCGUCCAAGGAGCGAUAGACUGGUACAUACACAUACUAGAACACAAUAAACCCACAGACUUCACCGAAGAAGGACAGAUGAAACUCCAAAUAAAAAUCAUCCAAUACUUAAAAUCAGACUUGCAAAAAGCUUUAGAAUUCUAUAACAAAAUAUUUAUCAAGAAAAUGCAAUUUCUAUAUGCCAACGCUCUUUUUUCCAUCUACGAGAAUAAGAUAACCGAAAUGUGUGAACCAUUCAUCACGCGCAUCUGCAUGAACAUGAAGCCCAUUUGUUUCGAAGAAAAUGGACGGUUCGAAGUGGACAAAGAUCCGCUAGCAAUGGGUACUUCGCUGUUCGAACUCUACAUGAGCAUUCAGACAUUUUCAGACCUCGGUAAAUCCACCUGCGAAAUAGAUCCCGAGACCAGUCACAUAUUCAAAUAUCACCUGUGGUUCCAGCAGGGCGUGGCCCGAUGGUUGGACAUAGCAGCGUACAAGGCGAUGCAACGUAUCGAAAGGGCUGUCGACCUGGACAAACUAGUAAAAAUGGACACAUCCGUGGAGUACAGCUCUUCGGCCGUCGACACCCUAGCCAUAUACUAUCAGAUCAAAGUGUUCUGGCAACAGUUGGCCUGGCCGGACGUCGAAGGAUCAUAUUCGUUCGUGGCGAAAAUAAUUGACGAUAUCUGCCGGUGUUCCGUGUAUUAUUCGGACAAGAUGGGCUUUAAAGUGAACCGGUACGGAGGCGACAAGAAGAGAUUCGAAGUCUCCAAAGAGUGGUGUUUGGCUGUCAACAACAUAGAUUACGUGAAACAGUCAAUUAGGCCGUUUGUCAGCGAUUUGGGUUUAACUAAACUCAUGGACAGCCUGGCCAACUACAAAAGCGAGAUUUCGGCCGAGCAUUGCAAAAAGACCCUGGAGCUAGUCGUCGACAACGCCAUCGACACGGUCAACAAUAAAAUCAUUGAUCUUUUGCAAACUGUAGUGAAUAAAAUGGCUCCGGAAAUGAACAAAUUCUUAACCGAAGGCGGGGAAACGAUAAACACCCACAACAAUCACUUGGACAACCUGAUCCAAUACCUGGACGAAAACCUGUGCACGCUCAGCAACGAGCUCAACGAGGAAAACUUUCAACGUAUUUUGGAUAUCAUCGUCGAACAGCUGGCGAACAUCAUGCACAAACUUAUCCAAAACAGUUUAGACAAAAAGAAGCCACCUUCGUACUUUAAAAAUUUGAGCGACAGUUUUCACAUGUUGUUCGGGUUCCUGCGCAGCGGUGACGAGACCGAAAAGAGCGAGACCAUAGAGUCCCUAGAGGCUCUGCUCAGACUUCACACCCUCGAAACCGUAGAACUAAUACACGAGUAUCAUCUAGAACGUCAUGACGAGCAACAGCAACUCGAAGAAGCCGACCAGGGAGUUUUGGCGGUCAAAUUGUUAUUCGUCAACGACAACCUGAACGUCGAAGUACUCAACGCCAACAACAUAAGAGCCAUGGACUCUAACGGUUACAGCGAUCCGUUUGUCAAAGUCCGGCUGUUGCCCAAGUACAAAUUCGAAAACGUUAUCAAGCCCACGACCGCAGUCCAAAAGAAAACUCUGUUUCCGUUAUUCGACGAAUCAUUCAAAAUACCAUUGACUCGCGAACAACGCACCGCGGAAGACGGCCUGAUCUUGUUCGUGUUGAAAGAUCAAGAUUUCAUGGGAAUGACGGCCGAAUUCAUAUCCGAGACAUUCGUACAUUUCAAAGACAUCCCGUCCACACCUUUGGAGAACGACACUGGCAACGCGCCGCAAAUGAGGUUAAAAUUGACCGUGCCCAAAUCGUUAGAUUCAGAAAUCGUUAAAGUACUCGAAACUAGGACAACAGACAAGAUGGCCAAAGACUUCUUAAAACGUCUCAAAGUGAAAAUCUCAUCAAACGCGCCGCCGAAAAAAUGACUACGGCGUCUCUAUGGACGAAUUAAACGCAAUACGUCCACUCUGACAGGAAAGCUAAAAAGAUAUCCUUAUUGAAUUUUACUCAUAAAGUUUUAUUGUUUUUAUUAUUUUCAUACAUGACGGACACAACAAAUCAAAACAACUAAGACUGACCAAGUAAUAAAACAAAUUAUGUUUUGAGAAAUUCAUACACUAUUGUGUGUUUCUAUAAUAAGUUUAAACUCCAACACAUGUAAUGCAUUGUACUAAUGCUUUAAAAUGUGUGCUGUACUAGAACUUCUUAGGACUAAGCAAGCCAUCAAUGUAUACUAACUUUUCUAAUUUAUAUAAGUUGUAUUCUGUUGGGUUGUACAAAAUAUUUUAUGUACGCCUUCGGUUAUCGUGUAAGAGUAAAAUAUGUCAUAUUAUAAAUGCACGUAUGCAUUUAUAUAUUAUGUUAUAUAUUAGUAUAUUAGUCUACAAAUCAAACAAUGAUUUAAAAUGAACUACAAUUUUGAUUAUUUUAUAACAAUAAAUUGAACAAACAUUUUUACAUUGUAAACAAGUAUAUAUAUUUUUUUUAUAAAUAGAUCAUACAAAAGCA
Molecule: messenger RNA, 4215 nt
Organism: Adelges cooleyi (spruce gall adelgid)
Lineage: Eukaryota; Metazoa; Arthropoda; Insecta; Hemiptera; Adelgidae
Gene: stac
Product: protein unc-13 homolog 4B
Exons: 18
Coding region: 147-3632 (1161 amino acids)
Source: RefSeq, a predicted model, not a curated record